AGAGGAACUGAAAUUGCUGAAGAGAAGAAAGGUUUGUGACAUGAUGUGGUUGAGUAGUAAACAAAAACGCAGCAGGAAAUACACGUAGUAUAUUGUGGAUAUUUUACCGUAAUCAAGAAAAAUAAAUUCACAGAAUCCAAAAGUACAAGAAAAUUCAAAACAAAAUAAACUGGAGACACAAGGGUAACAAGGGUAAUGACAAGUAGAGUGAUGAGACAGACUGGUAAGUUGUGACUGAGAUAGAUGAGCUGAAAUACUGGGAGGUAGCAAAUGGAACAAUGGACCUAGCUAGAUGAGAUAAUAGAUUGCAGGAAUGAGUAGUUGGGACAGGAGCUAGCUGAGGGGCGGGAGAUGGAAGCACAAUGAGGAUAAGUAGAUAUUCUGGGGAAUAAAAGGGAGGAAACACAAGGGAGCUGAAAGUAUUUCUAAUGCUAAAGAAACACUAAGACUUAAGGAAAUCUGAUAAACUAGAAGAGAAAAAGACCUAAACAGAAACAAGGCUCAUCUAACAACAACUCAGGUACAUAGAGCUAGAUUAACUAGAAUGACUAAACAAAGAAAUAACUUAACUAGAAUCGCUAAAGAAAGAUGGACAUAGAUUUAGACAAAAAGAUUAAUUCAUUUAAGGUGAUGCCAUAAGAAAACUACAAACACUAUAGGGGAGCUAGAAGGACUUAAUUACUUAACUGGAACCACUAAAGAAAGGUAUACCUAGACUCAGACAUGUAAGAAUAACUGAACCUAGAGUGAUGAAAUAACUAAUAAAUAAACAUUACUAGAAACACUACAGGAGGGCUGAAAUAAAAAAGCAAUAACAAGACAAUUCUAACCACAAUAAAUAACCUCAAAUAAUAAAACUAAAAUGACCAUGAAGGGAUAACUUAAAGGGAACUAAAACAUAAUAAAGAAGAUGAAAUCCAAACCCAAAAACCCAGAGUCCUGACAGUUUGCAGUGGUGCCCAAAGUGGGUCCUCGAGGGCCGACAUCCUGCAUGUUCUAGUUCUCUCCCUGGUUUAAUGCACCUGGAUCAAAUGAUGGCUCAUUAGAGGCCUAAGAAGAACAUUGACAAGCUGAAAAGCUUGUUGUUGCCAGCAGGGAGAGAAUUAAAACAUAAUUCAAACUGAUUAUGUUCAUCAGUCAUGCUUGACUGAUAAACAAACCUUCAGACACCAGGUGGCAGCAGUGUUCAUAUUAAUCAAUAGGGAGUUAAUAUAUUGAACUUUGAAAUUGUUUCAAGACUUAAAACCAUAAAAUCACCAGCAACAACUUCAAAUUUCAGUUGUUGCUGGUCAUUUUAGUAAUCUGUUCUAUUAAUCACGCCAUAGAAUGAUCAUUGCAGUGGUUUGUAUAGACAAAUUAUUAAAUAUCAGAUUCUCUAUAGCAUUUCAUUUCCAGGAAUAAAAUGGUUGCGAAAAAAACGUAUAAUCUCUACGACAGAAAAUACUUGAGGAAAACCUGUCCCAGUCAUUGGAGGAGCAUUAUGCUUGGACAGGAAAGUCCAAGCAUAAGAGAAGCUGGGACUUUUUAAAUAAGAAAUUUAUUGGUAACCUAUACAGUAUGUUUCAGUCUUAUCGUCAGUCUCACUGCAGCUGUCCAUUAGGUUAAACUACCUUAGUUUGUGUUUAGAUAAUAAUUUAGGUUUAUUUAUCAGCUAGAUUUAACAUUAUGAAUACUGUCUAGCACAAAAAUAAAAAUGUCUGACAACUUAUGAUAUGAAAAGACAUGUCUAAAAGUCUUUGAUAUUCAAAAAUGUGCAGCCUAUUAACAAAACCUCUGACAGGAAAGGGUAUUGUGUUAAUUUUUAUGUAAGCUGAUCAUUGCGGUCACAACUAAGCUUGAGUUCAAGGAGGAAGUUAAGUUGUUUUCGUCAGCUGCAUCUUCAUUUUGCAAGCAGAGCCUCAGAAAAGAGAAGGGCUAAACUGAUUUGGACCUGGAAGACAAAAUGAAUACAUCCACCUGCACUCAACCCAAUAAGAAAUUAUUUGAACAUACAAUCCUGCCUGCUCUCUACAUCUUGGUGUUUGUUGUUGGAUUGGUCCUGAAUGUAUGGGGAAUGAAGUCUUUGCUGCAUAACUGGAAGAAACUUCGGAGUAUUAACAUUCUUGUUCUCAACCUUGGACUAGCAGACAUUUUGUAUCUGCUCACUCUCCCCUUUCUGAUCGUGUACCACCUUAAAGGAAACAAAUGGAUCUUUGGAGAUGAAUUCUGCAAGGUAACAAGAUUCUGCUACAACCUGAAUUUAUACGGCAGCAUCGGGUUCCUCACCUGUAUAAGUGUGUACCGGUACCUGGCUGUUGUCCAUCCAAUGAGAGUGAUGGGCAGAUUAACUACGACUCACUCUGUGAUCAUCUCGGUAAUUAUUUGGAUUCUGGUGAGUGUUGAGAGUCUUCCAGACAUGUUCUUCCCAAAAACAUAUCCAAACGGAACAAAGUGCUUUGACACCACCUCUUAUGAACAUAUUGAGAGUUACCUGGAUUACACCAUCGCAUGGACAUUCGUUGGAUUCUGCAUCCCUUUUGUCACCAUUGUAGGUUGCUAUGGACAUGUGACUGUUGUUAUCUGCCGUUCAAAUAUGAUGAAAAAAGACCAGAAACGACAAAUCUUAAAACUGAUGGCUAUAGUGAUUCUUCUGUUCUCGCUUUGUUAUGCGCCCUACCACAUUUUCAAGAACCUCAGCCUGUAUUCCAGAGUUCUGAUUAUUCAGAGGACCUGCCCCAAAUGGGAUUCUGCAGUCUUUAUUGCCCACCAGGUAACCCGUGGUAUUGUGAGCCUGCAUAAUGCUCUUAACCCGCUGGUUUACCUGUGUCUAUAUGAGGAAAUGGUUUCUCAGUUCAGGCAGCUGCUGAGGGGGGGGCACCAGAUUUUCAGUCGUUGUUUCAAGUCGAAAUCCAGCUCUGUGCCGGUAUCACAGGCUACGCAAGAAGCUGGAAGUGAUUUAUGACAGCAAGUAAUGUUUUGUCAUGAGUUAAAUUGUAACAAAUAAUGUGAUUUUGUUGAGGUAAAUUGAGAUCAUCACAUUUCCCCAUGCUGGACAUUUUGGUUAAGUAGUAACAAUACAUGAAAUUACCUGUAAAAUUAAUCAUCUAAAGCAGGGGUCUCAAACUCCAGUCCUCGAGGGCUGCAGACCUACAGUUUUUAGAUGUGCCACAGGUAC
Molecule: messenger RNA, 3154 nt
Organism: Xiphophorus maculatus (southern platyfish)
Lineage: Eukaryota; Metazoa; Chordata; Actinopteri; Cyprinodontiformes; Poeciliidae
Product: P2Y purinoceptor 1-like
Exons: 1
Coding region: 1943-2941 (332 amino acids)
Biological process (GO): G protein-coupled receptor signaling pathway
Cellular component (GO): membrane
Molecular function (GO): neuropeptide receptor activity
Source: RefSeq, a predicted model, not a curated record